Molecule: messenger RNA, 905 nt
Organism: Perkinsus marinus ATCC 50983
Lineage: Eukaryota; Perkinsozoa; Perkinsida; Perkinsidae
Exons: 10
Coding region: 1-873 (290 amino acids)
Biological process (GO): NAD+ biosynthetic process
Molecular function (GO): NADP binding; L-aspartate dehydrogenase [NAD(P)+] activity
Source: RefSeq, a predicted model, not a curated record
AUGGGCAGGCCCCGACGUAUCGGCAUUGUGGGAUACGGUCAUCUUGGAGAGUUCCUGGUUGGGGAAAUCACUCGGAGUUCAGAGCUGGAGUUGGCCUUCGUAUGGAAUAGGUCCUCUGACAAGGUCGAAGCUGCUAUACGUGAUGGGAGACUCUCAGCUGAGUGUGCAUUGGCAAAUCUCGGUGAUUUCGCUGAACGAAAGGCAGACUUGAUCGCUGAAGUUUGUCAUCCGGAUGUCGCCAAGGAAUGGUGCUGUACUUUUCUUUCAUCAGCUGACGUAUAUAUCGGCUCUCCUACUGCCUUCGCAGAUGAAGAUUUCGAGCAGGCAGUGCGCGCCACAACUGUCAAGGAGAGUCAUUCGGUUUACGUUUCCGUGGGAGCUCUGUGGGGAGCAGAGGAUAUCCGCAGAAUGGAUGCUAAAGGUACACUGAAAGGGGUAACUGUAACGAUGAAGAAACACCCAAAAAGUCUCAAAUUGAAUGGGCCAUUGAUGGAUAGGAUGAUGACGUUAAUGGAUGGGGGAGAGGAUUGUGGUGGAGAUGUAGUACUUUAUGAAGGCGACGUUCGAUCGAUAUGUCCGUUGGCUCCCAACAACGUGAAUACCAUGGCAUGUGCUGCGAUCGCCGCUCCAUCUCUCGGCUUCUCCAAAGUCAAGGCACGACUGGUUGCCAACUCGUCCUUGACUGACCGUCACAUAGUCGUCGUUGACGUUGAAGGCCCUUUCGAUGAUCAGCUUGGGUGUGCAUUCAAGGUUCAUACUGAGCGAAGCAAUCCAGCUGCCGUGGGUGCCGUAACGGGGAAGCAGACGUAUAACGCUUUCUUGGCCUCGCUACUGAAUGCUGAAGGAAAAGAGCCAGGUGUACAUCUUAGUUGAUCAACCGUCAUGGAGUUUGUCAGUCUGACGUU